Molecule: messenger RNA, 4530 nt
Organism: Osmia bicornis bicornis
Lineage: Eukaryota; Metazoa; Arthropoda; Insecta; Hymenoptera; Megachilidae
Product: elongation factor-like GTPase 1
Exons: 6
Coding region: 1104-4298 (1064 amino acids)
Biological process (GO): cytosolic ribosome assembly
Cellular component (GO): cytosol; ribonucleoprotein complex
Molecular function (GO): ribosome binding; GTP binding; GTPase activity
Source: RefSeq, a predicted model, not a curated record
GUAGGUAGUUAUCGGUAAAUCAAUCGUGUAGUGGUUAAUACAGGGAGGGGAGCAGAGAGGGCGCUCGGUGUACUUUCUCUCGCACGUGUGCGUCGACGCCUGCGCUCUAGGUUUCUCUCGGCUUAACGAUGAAGUAGGAGAGGAAGCCCCCUCCACUUGCAUUCAACCAGGAGAAUUCGAUGCGCGACGAUAAAAAAUUACCUCUUUUGUAUUCGUGCGCAAGCGCAAACAGCUAGUCAGGACGAGAGUGGGAGAGUUCUUCCCCUACACCGGUAUACUUCAUCGUGAGAAGGUUAACGUGCAGUUGCUUCGCAUAUAAAAUUUCUGUUAACAAGGUCUUCGCUGUCUCUCCAACGAAAGCAAACUGCGAAUCAAAUCGUUUAUACGGUUGUAUGAAUUGUUAUGGCCACGUCCAUGGUAUCCGUUGGAUGUUAAAUUUUCGAUACGUUUUUCGUUUAUCGAUGGUUUUUGGAAUAAUGCAUCGUUAAGAAAAGUUUGCUUUUUGGUGAAAACUGGAACAGUGUUUCCUUUGAAGGAGAAAGAGAUAAGGAUAAGGUUAACCAGCAGGCAAGGUUGCGCUUCAUUAAUGGUCCUAACCUGUAAAAGUAAGGAGAAGUGUCGAGCAGGUUUUCGGCUCGACGAAUAUAUGCUCGGUGGGAUCGACGGAAGAAAGAACAAUUUCAACGGUCGACGUUUGGCCGAUAAUUUAUUCCCAUUAUUGCUGUUUACGCGGUCGAAACAAGUGGUAUGCUGGGGAAGACGAAGACGAUGCCAACGAGGCUACCGUACAUCCUUAUGUUUGUCGAACGUUACGUAUUUUGGAAACAGAAUAAAGUGAAAUAGUGUUUACUAUAACUAUUACAAGUUAGUAUAUUUACACGCGCAUCGUGUACGAAAACCUAUUGUACGUUGAAAUUUCGUUUUCUAACACCCACACGUUGUUCCUUUUUUUUUUUGUUGUUGUUGUUGAUAAAUUCGAUAAAAUCAAUAUUUUUUUACGAUUUUAAGAAUUUCAGUUAGACACUUUCAUCGUACUUAACGUAUACACGCGCAUCUUUAGGAAAUCCUUGGGGUAUACGUUGGUUUACCAAACAGUCAGAAGGAUGCGACUCGUUAGCCCAGAGAAGUUGAGUGAGAUUCAGAGUAAUCCUGCGAGCAUAAGAAAUAUUUGUAUAUUGGCUCAUGUUGAUCAUGGCAAAACUACAUUGGCAGAUUCCUUGGUUGCUAGCAAUGGAAUCAUAUCCAGUAAACUUGCUGGCAAGCUACGAUACUUGGAUAGUCGUCCAGACGAACAGUUAAGAGGAAUUACAAUGAAAUCAAGUUCUAUUACCCUGUACUACCAGUAUUGUCCGGAGGAGUAUGUCAUUAAUUUAAUAGAUUCUCCAGGACACGUGGAUUUCGCUUCAGAAGUUUCAACCGCCGUUAGACUUUGCGACGGUUCUCUUAUCGUGGUGGACGUAGUAGAAGGCGUAUGCCCGCAAACACGUAGCGCACUGAAAAUUUCAUACGCGGAGGGAUUAAAGCCAAUUCUUGUAUUGAACAAAGUCGACAGAUUAAUUACAGAAAUGAAAUUGUCUCCGUUGGAUGCUUAUAUGCAUUUGACUCAAGUUUUGGAGCAAGUAAACGCGGUGAUGGGAGAACUGUUUGCCAGCGACGUAAUGGAACGAGAGGAAAAGGAAAACGUGAAGAAGGAAAGUAUGGAAAACGAUUCUGAAAGAAAUUUAUCCGACUGGCAGUCGGUGCUGGACGACAUAGACGAUUCUGGUUUAUAUUUUUCUCCGGAACAAGGGAAUGUUUUAUUUUCUAGCGCUACGGAUGGUUGGGGAUUCGGCGUGAAAGAAUUUGCCAAGAUAUUUUCAAAGAAAUUGGGUUUCAGCGAGAAAGUUUUAUUGAAAACGCUUUGGGGCGAUUAUUACGUUAAUUCUAAGACAAAAAGGAUCAUGAAAGGAGCUCAGGAAAAGGCGAAGAAACCUCUGUUCGUCCAGCUUAUAUUAGACAAUAUUUGGACUUUGUACGAAACGAUAACUAUAAGAAAGGACAAGGAAAAGGUAGCUAGUAUGGCCGAGCGGUUAGAUAUCAAAUUAACAACGAGAGAUUUAAGGCAUACGGAUUGUAAAGCUCAAUUACAAGCCGUUUGUUCUCAAUGGUUGCCUCUGGCACGCGCGUGUCUCGAUGCCAUUUGUGAAAAAGUUCCAGCACCUCACAAUUUAACGUCCGAAAAGGUGGAACGUUUGUUAAGCGGCAACUUUGAUUUUUCCACGUUGCCGGAAGAAACGCAACGAUUAAAGGAAGCGUUUCUAGCUUGCGAUCCUUCCGUGGACGCGCCCGUAGUCGUGUUCGUUUCAAAAAUGUUCCCAGUAGAAAAGAAGGCAUUGCCGGAGAAUAAACCUAAACCAUUAACGUCAGAAGAAUUGGCGCAACGAAGGGAAGUGGCGCGAAUGAAACACGCGGAGAGACUUCUGAAAGAGCAACAGGCGGAGGAAGCGGCGCAGCAGGAUAUAAACUCGGAUCAUUCGAAUGCGGAGGGUAAAUCGGAGAACCCAAGUCCGGAGGGAAGCGUGAAAGGUGACGAGGAGAAUUCGGAAACCACGUUGAUAGCAUUUGCAAGAAUUUAUUCCGGCUGUUUGAGGAAAGGGAGCACGGUGUUUGUUCUUGGACCGAAACACGAUCCCCGGGAGGCACUGGAACGGGUAAAAGCAGGCGAGUUACCGGCAGAGGAGAACGUAACAUUAAAGGAUUUAAAGGCUGGAAGACACGUGACCAAAGUCACCAUACAAAGACUCUAUCUUAUGAUGGGAAGAGAAUUAGAACCCACCGAAAAAAUCACCGCUGGUAACGUGUUCGGAAUAGGCGAUCUAGAGGAACACGUGUUAAAAACGGCCACUCUCUCCACGACUAUCGCGUGUCCAUCCUUCUCGGAGCUAACUUCCCUAGGGGUGCCCAUAAUGCGCGUAGCUCUCGAACCGAAACAUUCGAACGAUUUACAAGCGCUGAUCAACGGUUUGAAAUUACUUAACCAGGCGGACGCUUGUGCUCUUGUUCACAUUCAGGAAAGCGGGGAGAUCGUGUUGAGCACCGCCGGCGAGGUACACUUGGAAAGAUGCUUGGAGGAUCUCAGAGUAAGAUACGCAAAAGUCGAGGUGAACGUGUCAGAACCCAUCGUACAGUUCAGGGAAACGGUGGUACCUCCACCGAAAGUGGACAUGGUGAACGAGGCGAUCGAGAAGAAGGUCGAAGAAGGUAGUUUCUCCGCUUGGACCGCGAAUCGUCAAUGUUACUUCGAAGUGGACGCGAGACCUCUGCCGGACCGAGUGACGAAAAUCUUGGAGAAGAACGUGAAUUUGAUAAAGGCGCUUUAUUAUUACUAUGGUAAAUCGUCGUCGGAGAGGGAAGGGGAAACGAAGAAGGACAAAGAAAGCGGUAAAACAGAGUCAAUGUAUUCGAUGUCCGAAAGGAGGCAAAGAGAAUUGGAAUCGUUCAAGAGCGAGCUGGCGACUGCUUUUGAAGAAGCGGGACAAAAAGACGUGUUAGAUCGGAUAUGGUCGUUCGGGCCGAGAAACUGCGGCUCUAACAUCCUGUUGAACGAAACCGACUAUAAGCAGCAAAAAUUUUGGGAGGGACAUCCAAAGUCGAUCGAUCCACGCGCUCCAUACGAAAGCGGUUUGAUGAACGGCUUCCAAUUGGCAACAUUAGCCGGGCCUUUGUGCGAAGAACCCAUGAUGGGUGUCUGUUUCGUGGUAAAAAAGUGGGAGAUUCAUCAGGACUCCGACAGUGAAAGCAGCGGGCAGAAUCAAAGUCAAGCGGGUGGUCAUUUGAUGUCGACGUUCAAGGAAGCUUGUCGUCGCGUAUUCAACUCCAGGCAUCCUCGACUAGUCACACCCAUGUAUACCUGCAGCGUUCUAGUCAAUUCCGACGUACUAGGAAAACUGUACGCAGCGUUCGGUAAGAGACACGGCCGUGUGAUCGCAGCGGAUAGCGCGCUCGGAUUCGGAGGGCAAUUUCGUGUGCUAGCAACGUUGCCUGUGCCAGAGAGCUUUCAACUUGCCAGAGAACUGCGAACGCAAACGUCCGGGCUGGCUAGUCCCCAACUGGUUUUCAGUCAUUGGGAGGUAAUCAAACAAGAUCCCUACUGGACACCGUCCACCGACGAGGAAUAUCUGCAUUUCGGUGACAAAGCUGACAGCGAGAAUAGAGCUAAAAAGUAUAUUGAUGCGGUCCGUCGACGGAAAGGGUUGCCCGUGGAUUCUCAGCUUGUCACGCACGCGGAAAAGCAACGCACCCUCUCCAAGAACAAAUAAUUCCUAUUUAGAUCAUUUCGUUCGUUCGGUUUUUCUUUUCAAGCAAUCAUGCGAUUCAAUGAAAGAAAAGGAAUGUGCAGGUUGCAUGAUAAAGUUGUUUCUUGGUCUAUCGAGAAGCUGCAUAAUUUCGUAACGUCUUCUAUUCUCGUAUGUUCUAAUAAAAUUUCACGAUACCUUUGCGCCUCUGCCCUUUCUCUUACAGAAAAAGGAAAAAGAGACAUUUGAAAAAAGA